UUUUCUUGAUUUUUUCAAGUUUUUAAGCCUUUUCCUUUUCAGAAUUUUCAUUAUGGCAUCCGACUUGUAUGAAAAAUGCUUAAAAAAUGCCCGACCAGUUCAACAGAAAAUGGAUUCUAAUAUGCUGUCAAUUAGACAUUUGGACAUUAAAUACAAACUUAAAGAACAAGAAGCAAAGAAGAAAAUAAUGAAGUUGGUUUGUUCCUGGAAUAAGUUGAAUCGUCAAGAACAACGGCGAAAUUACGAAGAGAUUGAAGAGUGUUUUGCACAAGCCAGAAGUUUCUGUGACAAAAAGAUUUCUAUUGCCUCGGAAACCUACGAAUUGGUCGAUAGUUUUAUUCAAAAACUGGAUUCUGACACUUCGAAGUUUAACACACUUUUGGCUCAAAAGCAGCAGCAACAGUUCAAUGAAAUUGAGGAAAAGGGGAAGAAACAGACUCCGUCAACUUCAAGAAAUGUCUUUAAAAAAGAAGAUCUUCAACAAUCAAACAAAAAUUCCAAACUUGUCACUCCACUUUCACCAGUCUCAACUACUUCGAGGAAAGCAAGAGGUACAAGUUCUGCUCCCAAAAAGCGCAAACGUACGGAUACUACAGUCACUGAAGAUAUCUCCGAUGUUUCUUUAGUUGUCACUGCUAGUCAAACACCACUCAUAAUGCCUGGACAUUGUGAUAUGCCUGUUGAUCCAAAUGAGCCAAGAUAUUGUAUUUGCCAACAGGUUUCAUUUGGAAGCAUGGUUUGUUGUGACAACAAGAAUUGUUUAAUUGAAUGGUUCCAUUUCCCUUGUGUUGGCUUAACAACGUCUCCAAAAGGAAAAUGGUAUUGUCCGCAAUGUAGAGAUGGUAAAGAGUCAAAUAAACCAUUAAAACGAGAAAAUAUUAAUAAUUCAAUGUCGAAGAAUUCUGGAAAAAGAAUUGCUGAAGAAAAGAAAUAAAAGAAAAAAUCUUGAAUUUUAGAGGUUUUUUUUUGUGUAAAAAUUUCAAUCUUUUUAAUUUUAGAUUAAAUUUUUGGCUUUUUUCGUUAAAAUAAUUUUUCAAUAAUAUCGGUUUCAAUACUGAUUGAUACUUUUUUAUUUGUUUUUAACCCAUUUUCUUCUCAAAAAAAUUAUUUACCGCCAAGCGGACUCGAACCUUCGACCCCUUUAACCGAUGAUCUGGGCAUUUUACCUCUACAAAGGAAGUACUAAAAUCUAUUUUUGACUCAAGAAAGGAUUCCUUUACCGGAAAACUCAUUAUUCGACUGAU
Meloidogyne enterolobii is the source of this 1244-nucleotide messenger RNA. The record is from the annotation of a GenBank genome assembly. Lineage: Eukaryota; Metazoa; Nematoda; Chromadorea; Rhabditida; Meloidogynidae.